GGGCGUCAAAGCACCGAGAAGCUUUAAUUCAAACCUCUUUUAGAGCAGUAAAGAAGACAGUGGAAAAAAGGGGGGCGUCCUCUUCGCUGACAGUCCGCCAUGCUCACUCUCCUGCAGCACUGUGGCCGGAACUUGCUGACAUUGAGGACAGUUCAAGCAGUUCAUCAAAGUUAUUACACGACACAGAUGGGUAAGCGAGUGGCCGUGGUGUUGGCGGGCUGUGGAGUUUAUGACGGCAGCGAGAUCCACGAGGCCUCCGCUGUUUUGGUGCACCUGAGCAGAGGAGGAGCGACUGUAAGUUUGUGAAGCUCUGAUCUGCUGCUUUGGUUGAUAGGAGAGGGACAGGAAAUCUGUGUGAAUGUCACACUGUAAAUUUAUCAUGAAAACCUCUAAAUUGACCUGCUGUUGAAGACGAUCCUGCUUAUGUUUGCUCUUUUUUGUUGUUGUUUACGUUGAGUGAAUGGAAAGUUGGACACUUGCUGCAGGCCAGAGGCGAACUCUACUAAUUCAGGGCCUGGGACCUGAAAAAGGCCCCCUCAUAGGAAGUAACAUUGUAAUGUGGAUGUUACCACAUUAAUAUUGGGAAUAUUAAAAUGUUCAAAUUGUUGCAAAAACAGGCUGCACAAUAUUUAAGUAAUUUUAUCAGACACCUCAAAGGGAUAUUCCGGCAUCAAAUUAAGUUAGGGUCAAACACACCAUAACACCAAGUUAGACACCCCGUUGAGAGAUAAAUUGCCAACCACUUGCUUCUCUAGUUAUGUCAACUUAAGUAACGACCACACGAUAGCAAUACAGAGUGCCACGCGCUCAACCAAAACACCACUCUAUAGCCACAAAUAAUGCUCAGAACAGCACCUAACUUCAUCAACAGUACAUAUAGGGUCCCAGCCACAACACUAGCCACCAAACAUCUUGUUAACCUUGCUUGAUUUUUUCAGCUAAGAGACUAAACCCAACUCACCUACUCUCUGAAUCGGUAUAACUAGAGAAACAAGCUGUCGGCAACAUUCAUCUCUUGAGGGGGUGUCUAACUCAGAGUUCAGAUGUGUUUGACCCUAAAUUAAUUAUACGCCAGAAUUUCCCUUUUUCUCUAGUUAUAUCAACUUACAAAUACAAAAAUAAGAAAAUAAAACCUCCAUUUAUUCUGGGUUCAAAACACACAAAGUGAAAUCUCAGCAGCCAGACCUGGACUAUAUAAGAUUUGUGUAACAAUAGAUUAGAGAUGUACAAAAUUUACAUUUUAAAUUAAGAAAACUGAUCAUUUUCUGCCAUCCUUUUAAUAUUGUGAAGUAAAGGAUGUCAUCUUUGUUUCAUUCUCUGCAGGUUAACAUGUUUGCUCCCGACAUUGAUCAGAUGCACGUCAUCAAUCACCUGAAAGGUGCACCAGCUGAGGAGAAGAGAAACGUGUUGGUGGAAAGUGCAAGACUGGCCCGUGGAAACAUACAGGACCUCUCUAAACUGAGUGUCCAAGACCACGAUGCUAUUAUAUUUCCAGGUUUGGGCACACCGACAUGAAAACAUCCUGUUGUUACCCGUUUUUUUAAUUCCUUCAGAUCAUUGUUACAUUUAGUGUAAGAACAGUCCACCCUAAUAAACAACCAAUGGGACUGAAAUUUGUUGCUGUGAGUGGCAAAUGUUAUUCCUGAGUAAAAGCUUCAUCUUUUCAUGUAAUUGAUGACCCAAUAGUGUAUUUUUGAUGUUUUACAGGUGGUUUUGGGGCAGCUAAGAACCUCUGUACUUGGGCUGUGCAGGGGAAGGACUGCUCUGUGAAUGAGGAGGUGAAGGCCACCCUGCAGGCGUUCCACAGUGAGGGGAAACCCAUCGGCCUCUGCUGCAUCUCACCUGUUCUUGCUGCCAAGGUGUUCCCCGGCUGUGAGGUCACUGUCGGUAUCGAGAAGGAUGACAAGUGAGUUUAACUGUCCUGAUGAUGCAGCAUCUGUCUUUAAAGCCCCAGUGAGGAGGUUUAGCUGGAAAUGGACCAGACUGAAGUUAAUACUGAUGCUUCUGUGACUAAAAGGGGCAAACAAGACCUCCAGAAAAAAGGAUGAGUUUUGUUGUUGUCAUUGGAAAACACUUCUUUAUCCAUAUAGGGCAAGAUCAGCAUAAAGAGAAAUCCUCUACAUGGGGUGAAUGAAAUCUACACAAUCAGAAAUUUCCUCACAGGUGCUUAAAGAAGAGACUUGUGGAGAGCUACACACUGUGAACAAAGCUUUAGGAUUUAUUCAUGACACUAGAAGAGAAUUUAUACGCUUAUGUCCUUUGACUGAGUUUAGGAUGGGGAUCCUCUUUCAUUCAGGGUUUGACAGGGUUUGGUAAUGAAAUGAAACGGGUGUGAAGCCGUUGACUGCUAUUGAUGCUUUUUUACGAUAUGGCAAAGCAAACAAGAACAUAACUGACCAGAUGAAUCUUUCUUAUAUUGCAAUUUUUCAUGUCUCAAACCACUGCAAAGAGGAAAGCGUCAGCAGUUUAUUUAAAGAAACAGCCAAAUCUUUACAAUAUUCAUAAAUGAUGACACUGUUGACUGUCAGACGGCAGCAGGAUGAGAUUUUUUUGUCACAGGACAAAACAUAAGCAUGUAGAAGACAAAAUAAGCGAAGACUGCUUUGUCCACACCAAAUUUUUAUUUUUUUAUUUACCUUUUUUUUAACCAGGUUUGUCCCAUUGAGAUUACAAAUCUCUUUAACAAGGGAGACCUGGCCAAGAGGGCAGCAGCAUAGUUCCUACAAAAUUCACACAGAGAUACUCAAUUAAGCUUUCAGUGAAAAUUUUAUCCUAAGAAACUGAAUUUUAUAAAAUAAUGAUAAAAAAAAAAAUCUAAGUAGCUCAAAAUACUUUAUUCAAAAGUGUAACUACUAAAAAAAAAAGGCUAAUCCUACAGUGUGUCCUGAAAGGGGGGCUGGAACAUUUUAUUAUCAGGGUUGUCUUAUAUUCAGAUAAAUGCAAUAUUUAGGCUACAUGAGCUGCAAAACUUUACAUGCUCCAACUGUUGAUUGGGAUGCAUUGUGGGUAUUUUGGACACAGUGUUUUGGAAACCAAGCAGAAGGUGAAAUGUGGGGAAAAAAGAUAACUUUGGUCUUGCUGCGUUGUUUUUGCUUGAUUUUAAAACACUAUUUAAAUACAGCUUUUUUGAAGCAGCAGCAGCAGCAGCAGCUCACUACUUUGUGUCCUCCUUUUCUUUUAGGUACCCUGACACCACUGGCUGUGCAGAAGCCAUCAACCAGCUGGGCUGCAAACAUGUGAGUAAGAGCGUCGGUGAGAGCCACGUGGACCAGAAGAACAAGCUGGUCACCACCUCCGCCUUCAUGUGCAACGCUCCAAUUCACGAGAUCUUUGAUGGGAUUGGAUCAAUGGUGAAGGAUGUGCUGAAAAUGGCUUGAAUGUAGCAAUGUUUAAAAGUUUUUGAAAAAAAAGUUGGGCUGUUAUUUUUUUUAGAGAUUAAUAGCAGCUGCCUGUUAUGCUGAUAUAUUUAUAGAAUGAUUCAUUAACUCUCUGAUUAAAAGCACUUACAGAUUCUCUUUAAAAUACAGUACAUCUGUGUAGAAGUGUUGUGCGCUACAUGGUUCGAUUCACUUUGCCAACAAAAUCAAUUUUUUCUCAGUCCAACUGAAGUUGUCAUACAGUUAAUCAAGAAAGCAGUGUUAAAAUGUAAGAAAAUCAGCAGCAACUUGUACAAAAGUAUCAAAAAUAAAAUCAUUACUUUGCAAUUUCUCUUUAUUUUACAUUCUUUUCCAUUAAAAAUCAGUUUUAAAAUA
Messenger RNA from Xyrichtys novacula (pearly razorfish), 3752 nucleotides. Lineage: Eukaryota; Metazoa; Chordata; Actinopteri; Labriformes; Labridae. The record is from the annotation of a GenBank genome assembly.